Messenger RNA from Schistocerca gregaria, 6676 nucleotides. RefSeq names its product kinesin-like protein KIF21A (gene Klp31E). The record is from RefSeq and is a predicted model, not a curated record. The coding region runs from base 368 to 4960 and encodes 1530 amino acids. NCBI's taxonomy places the organism in Eukaryota, Metazoa, Arthropoda, Insecta, Orthoptera, Acrididae. Gene Ontology annotation, molecular function: microtubule motor activity; ATP binding; microtubule binding. The transcript is spliced from 28 exons. Gene Ontology annotation, biological process: microtubule-based movement; mitotic spindle organization.
GUCGUAGCGUCCGUCGAGCUGUGUUUAUAUCAGUUGUGAAUGAAAGCACAAGGUGUCAACAACUCAGAGACUCAAAUAUUUUGAUAAUUCUAAUAUUUUCCUUUAAAUGUUAAGAGAAAGUUUACAGAUUGCCAGAUUAACACCUAGCAGACAUAAUUUUUGUGUCAUUGUGUAAAAAUUUCUUAAAGAAAUUAGAUUUCAGUUCCGACAACAGCGUAGAACACAGCAAAUGGUCUCAGUUAAAGGGAUUAUCGCCGUAAAAUUACGCUGGGGAGAGCUUUAGUAUUUGCUGAGCUCGAAUAAAUUGUGCAGAAGUUUCAUGGCUGUGAUUUUCGUAGUGUUAAACGUAUAGCAGCAAACUGUCACGAUGGGUGAUGAAGAUUCAAGUGUCAGAGUGGCGGUGAGAAUCCGACCACAGAUUCCUCGAGAAGUAAUAGACAUGUGUCGUGUAUGUACUGCUGUGACCCCAGGAGAGCCGCAGGUGACUCUGGGCUCAGAUAAGGCAUUCACAUAUGACUAUGUAUUUGAUAUGCCUAUUAUGCAAGAUGAAAUUUAUGGUACCUGUGUCAGCAAUUUGGUCGAUGGUUCCUUGGAAGGAUACAAUGCAACAGUACUAGCAUAUGGGCAGACUGGCUCAGGGAAGACUUACACUAUGGGGACAGGAUUUGAUGUUGAAGUUGACCCAUCACAGGUGGGAAUUAUACCAAGAGCUAUUAAUCAUUUAUUCAAUGGCAUUGCCUCGAGAGUGGAGAAAGCAAAAGAGAUGGGACAACCACCACCAGAAUUUAAAAUUAUGGCACAGUUCAUGGAGCUUUACAAUGAAGAAAUAAUUGACUUGUUUGAUCCUGCUAGGGAGCAAUUCACAAAGGGAAAAACUGGUAUAAAAAUUCAUGAAGAUGCAGAAGGUGGUAUUUAUGUUGUUGGUGUAACAAUGAAAUCUGUCUCCUCGGCAGAAGAGGCUUUACAGUGCCUUAGAUUAGGUGCUUUAUCAAGAACCACUGCUAGUACACAGAUGAAUGCUCAGUCUUCAAGAUCACAUGCAAUAUUUACCCUACACAUCAAACAGCAAAGGCUCGUGAAAGUAGAGACAGAUGAUGAUGAAAAUCCAACAGACGGUGGAAAAGAGUUCGAGACAUUAACAGCCAAAUUUCAUUUUGUGGAUCUGGCUGGUUCAGAACGUCUGAAAAGAACUGGUGCCACUGGAGAAAGAGCUAGAGAAGGGAUAUCAAUCAACUGUGGACUCCUUGCUUUAGGCAAUGUGAUAUCUGCUCUUGGAGAUAAAUCGAGGAAAGUCACACAUGUACCAUAUAGAGAUUCCAAGCUCACAAGGUUACUGCAAGAUUCACUUGGAGGUAACAGCCGGACAGUUAUGAUUGCUUGUGUCUCACCAAGUGACAGAGACUUUAUGGAAACACUAAACACGCUGAAUUAUGCAAAUAGAGCAAGGAACAUUAAAAAUAGAGUUGUUAUUAAUCAAGAUAAGUCAUCACGAACAAUAGUACUACUGAGGCAGGAAAUACAGCAACUGCAGCUAGAACUGUUGGAAUACAAACAGGGGAAAAGAAUUGUUGGUGAAGAUGGUGUUGAAUCUGUAAAUGAUAUGUACCAUGAAAACAUAAUGUUACAAAGUGAGAUCAACAAUCUGAGAACCAGAGUGAAAGCCAUGCAGGAAACAAUAGAUGCUCUCAGCAACAAGAACACACAGCUUUUGGCUGAGAGAGCUGUGGGAUCUUGGGUUGGCUCAGGUGAAACUUCAGACAUCACAGAAAUGAUACAGGGUUAUCUUAAAGAGAUAGAGGACCUGAGAGCAAAAUUGUUGGAGUCUGAAGCCAUAUGUCAGCAACUCCGCAAAAGGCAACCACCUAAAAUGUCACUGAGUCCUCAUGUUGCCAUGUCAGGACACUUCGAUAUAUCUCCUGGUGACGUAACAUCUGUAGAUAAUCUCCUUUCUGAAGCAAAGAAAGAUUUGUUAAAGGAUAUUGAAUUGCUAGCGAAAAGUAAAAUUAAUGAUGAAACAUCGAAUGAUGGCCAGAAAAAUGGGAAUGAUGAUGCAGAUAGUGAAAGUGACAGUGAAGAGAAAGAGAAUGAUGACGCAAGUGACAGCAGCAGUACUGAUACGGAAGAGAAAGGAGAAGCUGAAAAUGAAGAAUUUGGUCUUAAGUUAGCAGAACUCACUUCAGAGAUAAACAUCAAACAGAAGCUAAUAGAAGAAUUAGAGCUGUCACAGCGCAGAAUACACACUAUGCGCCAGCACUAUGAAGACAAGAUGAUGCAGUUGCAGGAACGUAUCAGGGUCACACAAGAAGAACGGGAUAAAGUGCUAGCCUCAUUCAGCAACCAGUCAAAGGAACCAACUGAAAAGGUCAAGAAAGUUCGUGAUGAAUAUGAAAAGAAACUCAGUGAUAUGCAGAAGGAACUGAAACGUCUGAAUUCAGCCAAAAAGGAGCAUGCAAGGUUGCUACAAGCUCAGACUCAACAUGAGAAUCAACUCAGAACUCUUAAAAACGAACUUGCAGAUAUGAAAAGGACAAAGGUUAAGCUGCUGAACAAGAUGAAAGAGGAGACUUCAAGGCAUAAAGAAGCUGAAUUACGCCGUAAUAGAGAAAUAGCACAACUGCGGAAAGCAUCAAGGAAGCAUGAAAAUUUGAUAAAAUCUCUUGAAGCAGAAAAGCGAAUGAAAGAAGUAGUGUUACGAAGGAAACAAGAGGAAGUGUCAGCAUUGCGGAGGAUAGCUCGAGGAGGACUGAGCAACAAGGCAGCAGGUCGUGUUGGUGGCAGAAAUGUAGCCAGGAAACUGCAUUUCUCUCCAAAAGAAGCUAAACAGAAGUGGCAGGAACUGGAGAAAACUAUCAGUCAGAAUGCCAUAAACAAGCAGACAGUAGCAGUCAUUGAACGAGAUAUGGAAAGAAAUCUGCAAGAGAGAGAAUCACUCUGUCAUUCACUUGAAGAUUUAAAACGCAGAAGAAGAUUUGAGGAAGAAAGAGGGAACACUCUGGCACUGAUGGAUCUCGAUGAACAAAUACAAAAUAUUAAUGCAACAAUUUCAUACAUACAAGAAGUUAUCCAAGAGUCGCAACAAAAUGUGAUGCAAAUUGAAGAUGCUAAGGACAUAGCACCAUUAAUGCAGAGUGUGAACAAUGUUGAAGAAGCACAAUAUAUAAUACAAAAGUUAUAUAAUCUGACAAUAAAUCAAGGUUAUGCCGCAGCACAGAAAGAACUCUGUCUGAAGGAAAUGGAAGCCCAACUGAAAGAGAAAGCACAAGAAAAUAGUGUACAAGAACAAUUACUGCAACAUGUUUUGAGGACUCAUGGUCUUGAUUUGGAUAUGUACAGUUCAACGAUGGGUAAUGGACAAACUACAGCUGCCUCAACAGACAGUUCUGUACCAUCCACAAGAUCUAACUCACCUACAGAUACGUGCAAUGGUAAUGUGAGGCCUGUGCAGACCAGAACAUCAAAAAUACGAAGAAAAACAAGACUACCAGAAGAACUGUUGUACCCACCAGAUGCAAUGACGACAUCUGCUCCUGAGGUCCAAUCACAAGAUGAACCAACUGAAGAAAACUUGAUGCCUCCACCAGACAAAGCUAUUAGUCGAGUACCAAGUGCUCCUGGUUCACUGAAAAAUUUGGUAACUAAGACUGAGCUACCGAAGCCCUCACCAGUGGCAGGUCGUAAAACUUACGACCGCCAGGAAUCCACUUCUCCUCGAACUACACGCCGUACAUUUAACACAUUGCAGAGCAAUUUGCUUGGCAAACCGGGAUCAAUGGAUCAGGGUCUAGACGCAAGCCCACCUAACUCUCCCCCAACCUACCGGCGUACCAACAGUCGUGAGGAAAACGUGUUUUCUCGCCUUACGUCUGGGACUACAGCUUCAAGUGAUCAGCAGAUUGGGGAAGGUGUCAUCAGUGUAUACCAGGGGAAGGUAAAUGCGAAAGCUCCAUUAAUCUGUACUCAUGUUGCAGAAGGGCAUUCACGUGCCGUACUCUCUGUAUAUGCUACUGAUGACUUGCUGUUCAGUGCCUCCAAAGAUCGCACAGUAAAAAUCUGGGAUUUACAAACUGGUGUUGAAAGACAGUCACUUCGUGGUCAUCCAAACAAUGUUGUUUCAGUAAAGUAUCAUGAAGAGUCCCGCCUGGUGUAUAGUGUCUCCUCAGCCUAUGUGAAAGUCUGGGACCUCAGAGACAGAGGAGCUAAAUGUAUUAAAACUUUAUGCUCGUCAGGUAUGACAGCAGAUGGACCUGUUGGAUUUUCAACUCCAUCAAGAAUGCUGCAGGCUCCAGUGGGUGAAAUGCCCCUCAAUGAUGUAGCACUUAACCAUUGUGGAACAGUGCUGUAUACUGCAGCCUCAGAUCGUGUGCGUGUAUGGGAUCUCAGAAAAUAUGAGCCAGUGGGAAAACUUGUUGGUGGUCACCAAGCUGCUGUAAUGUGUUUGGCAGUCGGAAAACUGUCAGAAGACGAGGAUAUUGUUGUAACAGGAUCCAAAGAUCAUUAUAUAAAAGUUUUUGAAGUGAACAGAGGGAGUUCAAAUGUCUUCCAGCCUAAAAUGAAUCUGAAUCCUCCACACUAUGAUGGAAUCCAGUCUCUGGCAAUUAGGGGAGAUAUUUUAUUUUCUGGGUCACGUGAUAUGUGCAUAAAGAAGUGGGAUUUGUCUAAGCAAGAACUCAUUCAGAGUCUAAAUGGCGCUCAUAAGGAUUGGGUAUGUGGACUGACAUUCAUGCCCGGUGGUCAAAUCCUCUUGUCAGUUUGCCGUGCAGGUGUGGUUAAACUGUGGUCAGCAGACACUUGCAGCUUAUUGGGAGAAAUGAAAGCUCAUGGAUCGCCAAUUAAUGCCAUUACCACGAACUCUUCACAUAUUUUCACAGCCUCUAGUUCGGGAGAAGUCAAGAUCUGGAGGUCACCACAGUUUUCUUCAAUGACAAUGUCUACUGGUCAAGUGUUUGAACUUUCACUUUGAUAACUCUUAAAUGCCUAUACACUGUCUCUGAUUGACAGUACUUAUAUCUGUAGAGAUGGGCGUUUGAUCAAUGUGUUUGCUUGUUUAAACUCUAUGUGUAAAAUAAUUUCCUAUUUCCUAUGUAUGUGUAUUUGCAUAAUUAUAAGGCCAUGUUAGAGUAGUAUAAAUGCAACUGGGAACUUUGCAGCAUAAAUCAUAUAUUCAGUGAUGAGUGUAAAAUGUUUAAAUACAGUGAAAUUUAAUUAUAAUCUCUCAAUUAAAUUUUGAUGGUUGUCCAAUUUUUUUCCUUGUAAACAGCAGUGUUUUCACACAAGAUAAAAAUUAAUUCUACAAACAAAGAGUACAGUUCUGUGUAAAACCUGGAUAAUGUUUGCAGCAAAUUGGCAUCCUGAGUACAUGUUACUGAAAACUGCAUCGAUAUAGUGCACAUCUUGAGAAACAAAACAGUGCUAUAGCUAAGUAAAAUUUCAUAUUUGUUGUAAUUAGUAAGCCAUCAAAAAAUUUAGCAAAAAGUGCUACAUUCAGAUUUUUAUGGCAAAGUGGGCUAUAGUGGUCAGAUGUGAAACAAAUUCAAAACAAGACAUUUACAUCUAUUUUUUACACACACACACACAAAUUAGAUUCACAUUUAUGAAGAAGCACUAAUUCUGUCAAAGGUAUCUGUGGUAGAGGUGCACCAUAAUGUGGAUAAGUUUUCAUAUUAGGUUUGAAACCACCAGAGGUCACUCAGCAUUCAUGAAUAUGAGUGCAAAUAGUGCAACAAAAGUUGAAAAGCUGUUGGAGUAUUGUAACUGUUAGCUCUUUGAUUAUAGUUGAAAAAAUUGGGACUCUAGAAUGGAGAUAUUUUGUAAGUAGACAUUUCAUACUCAUCUCUUAGUGGAAAUAUAAUUCAAACUGAUUAUUUUUGUUGAUGAGUCACCUUUUAGAGGGAAAUAAAUUCAAUCUGAUUGAAAUGUAAGAAACAGGUAAUCAUAUUUUGCUUCCACAACAAAAACUAGUUUUUGUGAAAAAUAAAUGUCCACGAUAGGGAAUGUGUGAUGAAAAAGUCGUUGGAUGUUUAAUGAACACUCAUUCUGCCAAUUUAAUGAAGUGGAAGAAAUUUAUAAUGGAAAUAAAUUUACAGACUGUCUUUCCUAGGGUCUGGGAAUGAUUUAAUUUGAUCUUCCUGAGAUUGAUUUUCAACAUUUGUGCUGUAGUUUUUCCAAACAUGAGAGUAUGAAAUGUCUAUAUGCUGAAAUUAUGUUUAAAUUUGGCUUGUAAUACAUCUGAUUUACCUUUAAUCCAAGAAUCAGAAAUUUUGUAAAAUGAUAAAAGUUAAUGUUUAAUUGUAACACAUAAAUAGAAGUAAAUUGGAGGAUAUGCCUUUUCAAACCAGCUGCAUUAUUGGACCAUUACAACUUACUGUGUAUUUAGUUAGCAUGGUUGCACUGUUCCAAACGAUUAUAUGAAAAUAUUUAUACUGAAUUUCAAAGUGUAUACAAUGGAAAGUCCAGGUUGGAGUAUCAAAAAUGUUAUGAAAAGGAUAGAUUACUUAUUUCUACAAAUAGGACCCACUGAGUUGCAUAGAGGCUUGAAAAGGCUGUUACACACGGAGCUUUCAGCUAAAGCCUUCUUCCAGAAAGAAAUACACACAAGCAAACACACCUCAUGCACACGUGACCACUAACUCCAGCCAGAAUGCAAUGGUGUUACGUCAAGUGGAAGCAGCAAUAUGGA